Penicillium coprophilum is the source of this 1767-nucleotide messenger RNA. Its product is annotated as Amino acid/polyamine transporter I. The transcript has 5 exons. The coding region runs from base 1 to 1767 and encodes 588 amino acids. The record is from RefSeq and is a predicted model, not a curated record. NCBI's taxonomy places the organism in Eukaryota, Fungi, Ascomycota, Eurotiomycetes, Eurotiales, Aspergillaceae. Gene Ontology annotation, biological process: amino acid transmembrane transport. Gene Ontology annotation, cellular component: membrane. Gene Ontology annotation, molecular function: amino acid transmembrane transporter activity.
AUGGCUAUCCUAGGUGACACGGGAAAAGAAUCGACCGGAAAUGUGUUGGAAACACUCGGGCACAAGACAGAAGGCGGUCCUCGUGAUGUACAGGAAGGUGUGAUGGCGGAAAAUGCCGACAACCUCCAACGUCACCUUGGAAACCGUCAGAUCCAGCUCAUUGCCAUCGGUGGCUCCAUCGGAACAGCCCUGUUCGUGAGCAUUGGCUCGGGUCUUUACCAUGGAGGUCCUGGCAGUUUAUUUAUUGCCUUUACCGUCCAGUGUAUCUUUUUGGCCAUGGUGAAUAACUGCCUUGCUGAAAUGACCACUGCCUUCCCUGUCAGUGGUGGUUUCAUUCGCUUGGCGGGAAAAUGGGUCGACGAUGCCCUUGGUUUCAUGGUCGGCUGGAACUUUUUCUUCUAUGAAGCCCUUUUGAUCCCCUUUGAGGUCGCGGCUUUCACACUUGUGUUGUCUUACUGGACUCCAGCGCUCACUGAGCCUGGUCCAAUUGCAGGCGUCUGUGUUGGUGUUGUCUUCGUCUAUGGUUUCCUCAACAUCUUGGCCGUCAAAGCCUACGGUGAAGCCGAAUUCUGGCUGUCCGGUGGAAAGGUCGUGCUGAUCUUCUCCCUGUUCUUCUUCACCUUCAUUACAAUGGUUGGUGGGAACCCCAAGCAUGAUGCCUAUGGUUUCCGCCACUGGAACAACCCCGGCUCUUUCAUGGAGUAUCUGGACACUGGUGCCCUCGGUCGCUUUGAAGGCUUCCUAGGAUCUCUUUGGUCGGCUUGCUUCGCCGUCGUUGGUCCUGAGUAUAUCUCCAUGGUCGCAGCUGAGGCAAAGCGUCCCCGCAUCUAUAUCAAGAACGCCUUCAAGACAGUCUACAUUCGAUUCGGUCUCUUCUUCAUCGGCGGUGCCUUGGCCGUGGGUAUCGUCUGUGCUGCUAAUGAUCCCCAGCUCAAGGCCGUUGUGACGGGCGGUUCUUCAGGUUCUGCUUCAGCAUCGCCAUAUGUUAUUGGCAUGCGAAAUAUGGGCAUUUCUAUCUUCCCAUCGAUCAUCAACGCUCUCUUGCUGACUUCGAUCUUCUCUGCUGGCAAUACCUAUACCUACUGCGCUAUCCGUACCCUGUACGGUUUAGCGCUCGAAGGCCGAGCCCCCAAAAUUCUCACCCACACCACCAGAAACGGCGUACCCAUCUAUUGUUUCGCAUUCGUGAUGAUCUUCCCCAUGCUUUCCUUUUUGCAGUGUUCCAGUAGCUCGUCCAUCGUCAUCACGUGGUUCGCCAAUCUCAUCACUGCUGGAGGUCUCAUCAAUUACAUCGUCAUCAGUCUGACGUACAUCUUCUUCCACCGCGCAUGCAAAGCGCAAGGCGUUGAUCGCAGGUCCUUCUCCUAUUUCGGCUGGCUCCAACCCUACUGCGCUUACAUUGCGUGCGUUUGGAUGAUCAUCGUGACUAUCGUUUACGGCUACCCCGCCUACAAGCCAUGGUCCGUGUCCACCUUCUGGUCAAACUACACUAUGCAAAUCGUCAUUCCUCCUCUCUUCAUUAUCUGGAAAGUCAUCAAGAAAACCAAGUUUGUGAAGGCCAGCGAAGCCGACCUGGUUUGGGAAAGACCCUUGAUUGAUGCGUACGAGGAUAGCUUCCUCGAUCCACCCACUGGCUUCUGGAGAGAAAUGUUGCAGAUGGUCGGCAUUGGCCGGGUCAAAGGAGGAAACGAUAAGCGAGCGCAAUCAGUGUCUCAGCCACACGAGGACGCCGUGGAUGCCGUUGAUGCCGUGGGAAAAUCGGCAUGA